Nestor notabilis (Kea) is the source of this 656-nucleotide messenger RNA. It is a transcript of the gene EEPD1, whose product is annotated as endonuclease/exonuclease/phosphatase family domain containing 1. NCBI's taxonomy places the organism in Eukaryota, Metazoa, Chordata, Aves, Psittaciformes, Psittacidae. The record is from RefSeq and is a predicted model, not a curated record. Gene Ontology annotation, biological process: DNA repair. Gene Ontology annotation, cellular component: plasma membrane. The transcript has 2 exons. The annotation marks the transcript as partial. Gene Ontology annotation, molecular function: DNA binding.
AUGGGGGGGAGCCUGGGCUGCCACCGCUCCAUCCCCCGCGACCCGGCCGACCUGUGCCACAGCCGCAAGUUCAGCGCGGCGUGCAACUUCAGCAACAUCCUGGUGAACCAGGAGCGGCUCAACAUCAACACGGCCACCGAGGAGGAGCUCAUGACUCUGCCCGGCGUCACCCGCGUGGUGGCCCAGAACAUCGUUAACACGGCCCCCCCGGCGCAGCUCAUGAGCAUCCGCGGCAUCACCGAGAAGAUCGCCAACAGCAUCGUGGACUACCGUAAAGAGCACGGCCCUUUCAAAAGCAUCGAGGACCUGGUGAGGAUGGACUGCAUCAAUUCCUCCUUUCUGGACAAAAUCAGGCAUCAGAUUUUUGCGGAGCGUUCCCGGCCCCCUUCGACGAACACCAAUGGUGGCCUCCACUUCACCGCCAAGCCUCACCCCAGCCCCACGUCUCUGAGCCUCCAGAGCGAGGACUUGGACUUCCCCCCCGGGGGUCCGACCCAGAUCAUAUCCACUCGCCCCUCUGUGGAGAUGUUUGGGGGGGUGAGGGACGGCAGACCUGUCCUGAGGGUGGCUACCUGGAACCUGCAAAGCUGCUCCAUCGAGAAAGCCAACAACCCAGGAGUGCGGGAGGUGGUGUGCAUGACGCUGCUGGAGAACAG